Messenger RNA from Penicillium canariense, 1545 nucleotides. RefSeq lists its product as uncharacterized. Gene Ontology annotation, molecular function: transmembrane transporter activity. The record is from RefSeq and is a predicted model, not a curated record. The transcript is spliced from 18 exons. Gene Ontology annotation, cellular component: membrane. Lineage: Eukaryota; Fungi; Ascomycota; Eurotiomycetes; Eurotiales; Aspergillaceae. The coding region runs from base 1 to 1545 and encodes 514 amino acids. Gene Ontology annotation, biological process: transmembrane transport.
AUGAAAGCAGGUCCAUUGCAGGACGAUGAUGCGCAGCUGGCGGCCAUGGGCCAUAAGCCCGAGCUGAAGCGUCAGUUUUCUAUGUGGUCGAUGAUGGGACUAGCGUUCGCUGUACUUAAUUCUUGGACCGCUCUUUCGGCUAGUUUGUCAAUUAGUCUCACAUCCGGAGGAAGUACAAGUGUCAUCUGGGGCCUUGUCACGGCCGGAUUCUGCAACUUGUGCAUUGCCACCUCUCUGGCAGAAUUUCUCUCUGCAUAUCCCACUGCUGGUGGUCAGUAUCACUGGGUCGCUGUUAUCGCAUGGCCAAGAUGGGUGCCUAUCCUCUCCUGGAUUACCGGUUGGAUUAAUGUGGCAGGAUGGGUCGCUCUCGUAGCUACCAAUUCCCUCCUCUCGAGCCAGCUCAUUGUUGGAUGUAUCUCGGCCAUGCAUCCCGAUUACGUAGCACAGCGGUGGCACCAAUUCCUCAUUUACAUUGGAUUGACGAUCGGGGCAUUUGUGAUCAAUGCAUUCAUGAACUCCAUCCUGCCACUCAUUUACCGCGGUGCCUUUUCCUGGUCAAUUGGCGGUUUCGCGAUUGUCUCCAUCACAUUCCUCGCGUGCGCUUCGCCUGACUUCAACUCAGCCUACUUUGUGUUUUGUAACUUUGUGAACAGCACAGGAUGGCCUGACGGCGUCGCAUGGUUACUUGGACUGCUUCAAGGUGGACUUGGCGUCACUGCUUUUGAUGCUGUGGUCCACAUGAUUGAGGAGGUUCCCAAUCCAUCGAUUGAAGGACCCAAAAUCAUGGUCUCGUGUGUGGGUAUCGGUACCUUCACUGGAUCUAUCUUCUUGAUCGUCCUCCUGUUCGUGGCGGGCGACAUGAACCAAAUCACUAGCUCUGCCGCCGGUCCUCUCCUGCAAAUUCUUAUUGAUGCUACCAAGAACACGGCUGGUGCAAUCUGUCUGUUGAUGCUGCCUCUCGUAUGCUUGAUUCUCGCUAUUCUCAGCGUGAUGACCACAAGCAGUCGAAUGAUUUUUGCUUUCGCACGCGAUGGUGGUCUUCCUGCGUCUCGGUUCUUCGCCACUGUUCAUCCCAAACUCAAGCUGCCCCUAAAUGCGCUGAUUUUGACGGUGGUCGUGGUCAUCAUUUUUGGCUGCAUUUUCUUGGGGUCCUCCAGCGCCUUCAAUGCUAUCAUUUCCGCCGCAGUUGUGGCUCUCGACCUUUCCUACGCCAUGCCGAUUCUCGUCAACUGUUUGCAGGGUCGGCGAGCCCUUCCCGAAAGAAAGUGGAAGUUGCCCACCGCCGUCGGGUGGUUCGCAGAUAUCAUCUCGCUUGCAUACAUCGCCCUCACUACUGUUCUGUUUGUUUUCCCUCCUUCCAGCACCGUUACUGGUAGCAGCAUGAACUAUGCUGUUGCUGCGUUUGCCGUAAUCAUAAUUAUCUCCAUUUUCCAGUGGUUUGUGGACGGACGAAAGAAUUUCACUGGUCCUCGCGUGGAUAUAACCAUCGACGCUUUGGACACCAUGCCCACCCAUGAGGAAGAGCCCACAACUCACGAAAAAUAG